AACGUCACCAUGCUUGUAUUCAACCGCCUGAUUCCUUGCAAUAGCCCCGAUUGAAACGCUCUACGUUUUGUUCACUGCUGAAGGUAAAUCAAAACAAAAAUCGUAACUUCAAGUGAAAUUCCCUAAUGUUUUGUGCUGUGAAGCAUCUAGCACGGCAAACUUUAGAGAAUACACCGUGUGCGUAAUACAAGAAACAAUAAAUCAACAUUACUUACAUUACGGAGUGAACAACGAGUAGAGAUUGUUUUGUGUAUCGUGGCGACGAUAACAGCAUCAAAGCUGAAGGGAUUCGUUUAGAGGAAGAAAACCGAAGUUUGGAACAUUGUACCAUGAGUACCAAGUUAAGUUCUUUGGUAAGUUCCGAAAGUGACGACGAUAGUAGCGAUGACCGACAGGACCGCAGUCGUGCCAAGUACUCAGAAAAGCGCAAGAAGCAUAAGAAACACAAGAAACAUAAAAAAUCCAAAAAACUGAAAAAAGAACGCUAUUCGGACGAUGGUGGGGAGCGCCAUAGUAAAAGUGAUACUUGUGCUGCCCUCGAAAGCGAUGAUUUGAUUGAGCCAGCACUAAUGAAAAGGACUGCAAGAGAUUCAGUUUCACCAGCGGGCAGCAAGUCUGAUAAAGUUGGUAAACCCAAUGCAAAGGAAGUUGAUUUACUUAAACAAAUAUCAUCGCGAUGGGAUAGUUCCGGUGAAGGUGAACAUUCGCGUCAAACUUUAGAUAACAAAGCAACCAGAAUAUAUCGUACAGAUUCCAGAGCAACAAACAACGAUGGUUAUGUUGAUAAGGAGCGUUUAAGCCGGCACAGCUUAUCUCACGAACAGCACAAAUCAACACGCACGUCGAAGAGUGGUGGGAACACUCAUAACUUCGAUAAUAGAGAUAGAGAACAUGGCCAUACAGCUCAUCAAGGCCACAGAUAUGAAACCCAUAAUUCACGGACAUACAAUAAGCACGGGUCUAAUCAGCAGUAUGAACGAGAUAAUAGUCAUCGUACCGACCAUCAAGCAAGUGGUUCACGGGAUGCUGAAAAAAAGUCCAGCAGUGGCGACGCAGCGCAUCAAAUCAAUCGAACCAAUCGGGAUGUACAGGGUGAACGAUACAACCAAUCAACAACAGAUAAGUAUUCUACAAGCAGCCGGAAAUACAGAAAAGGAAACGACAGUCCUCACAAUCAACCAUCAAGAAGGGAUGCAUCGUCGGCACAAAAGCAAAACAACGUAGAGCAUCAAACUACGAGUAAGAUUCAGAUAAAAUCCGAGAAAAACAGCCCUCGCGAUGAGGAUCAACAACACGCAUGGGGUAGACGUGCAGAUAAUAGAGCAAAACCAUUUAAAGCCAGCAAUAAUGGUAAAGUGGAAAGUGAGGCUGCGGUCGAAGAUGAUAAAUCGGCUAGCCCAGUAGAAAAGGAAAAACCUAAUUUCGGUUUAUCCGGCAAAUUAACCGAAGAAGCGAACAAGGUAAAUGGGGUUGUCAUCGCCUAUACGGAACCGUCGGGUGCCCGAAAACCCAAGCGCCGUUGGCGAUUGUAUCCGUUUAAAGGCGACCAAGCGUUACCUACGCUCUACAUACAUCGUCAAAGUUGCUAUUUAAUAGGACGUGAUAGAAAGGUUUGUGAUUUGCCCGUCGAUCAUCCGUCCUGUUCGAAGCAGCAUGCGGUUUUACAAUACCGCCUGGUGCCGUACGAACGUGUUGAUGGUACGAAAAGCCAGUGCGUUCGACCGUACAUCAUCGAUUUGGAAUCGUCAAACGGGACGUUCGUGAAUAACAAGAAAAUUGAACCAAAGCGCUACCUUGAGUUACGCGAGAAAGAUGUUCUUAAGUUUGGAUUCAGCUCUCGCGAAUACGUGCUGCUGCACGAAAACAGCAAAGAGGACAAUGAGGACGAUGAGGGAUACGAUGCUUCCCCCGUUACGAAAGCACCUAACGAUGCUACGCAACUUGCAAAGACGGAAACAAAAUAGAAAACUUAUAACGCCCGUUUAUAAAUGCAUCUAAACUAUCUACCACUUGCAAACGUUCAAAAAUAGAAACAUCAUAACAACAUAAUUAAACAAAAAAACACAGAAUUUGCAUGAACUCCUUCCUUA
Molecule: messenger RNA, 2090 nt
Organism: Anopheles funestus (African malaria mosquito)
Lineage: Eukaryota; Metazoa; Arthropoda; Insecta; Diptera; Culicidae
Product: smad nuclear-interacting protein 1
Exons: 4
Coding region: 330-1964 (544 amino acids)
Biological process (GO): miRNA processing
Cellular component (GO): nucleus
Molecular function (GO): protein binding; mRNA binding
Source: RefSeq, a predicted model, not a curated record